This is a messenger RNA of Alligator sinensis (Chinese alligator), 2458 nucleotides long. RefSeq names its product leucine-rich repeat and fibronectin type III domain-containing protein 1-like protein. Bases 330 to 2264 code for a protein of 644 amino acids. The transcript has 5 exons. The record is from RefSeq and is a predicted model, not a curated record. Gene Ontology annotation, molecular function: protein binding. NCBI's taxonomy places the organism in Eukaryota, Metazoa, Chordata, Crocodylia, Alligatoridae.
AACACGGCCCCAGUCUGUGAAAAGGAUGGAUGGCCACCUCAGGAUAUAUGUGGUGCUACGUUGUGAAUCUGAAUGGAGAAUUUAUUACUUCAAGGACUGCAUACUCAAAUGAGCUACUAAUGAAAGCGCAUCAGACUCCUGAAAAAAAGCAGAGACUGGAACAGGUUUGACAGUCACCUUGAAGGUCACUUUAAAGAUCAGAACGGGAGGUGCUGCAAUGAAGUUGGACCCGUUGAGGCGGCCACACUGGAUUACAGGGAAGCGGAGGCGGAGGGAGGAAAUUACAGGAUUCAAUCCGAAGAAAAGGGGAUGCCGGAGAUGUGAGUGCCAUGCCCUUGAGCAGCCCACAGGAAGGUCAGAGGAUUGCUAUUUUUCUUACAAUGGAAAGGCUGGUUGUCUAUCUAUUGGUUAUUAGCACAGCUGUGAAGGCUAUGAUGUGUCCAAAACGAUGUAUGUGUCAAAACCUGUCUCCAUCCUUCACCAUCCUUUGCACAAAGACUGGGCUUCUGUUUGUCCCCCCCAGCAUUGACAGAAGAACAGCAGAACUAAGGCUAAUGGAUAACUUCAUCACCACCCUUAGGAGGAAGGAUUUUGCAAAUAUGACCAACCUUAUUCAUUUGACACUAUCAAGAAAUACAAUAAGUCAAAUUAUGCCUUAUGCAUUUUUUGAUCUUAAAGGCCUUCACGCAUUGCACUUGGAUAGUAAUAGACUGACUUAUAUCAAUGAGGAUCAUUUCAAAGGUUUAAUUAACCUGCGCCACCUAAUACUUAGUAACAAUCAAUUAAACUAUAUCUCCCCUGGGUCUUUAGAUGACUUCAUUGAAACCAUUGAGGAUCUGGAUCUAUCCUAUAAUAAUUUAGUUAAUAUUCCUUGGGAAACCAUUGGAAAGUUGUCUAAUGUCAAUACAGUGAGUUUGGAUCACAACCUCAUUGAGUUUGUUCCAGAAGGAAUCUUCUCAAACCUUCACAAACUUGCUCGACUGGACAUGACAUCCAACAAGCUGAAAAAGAUCCCCCCUGAUCCUUUGUUCUCGAGAAUACCUGUGUAUGCUAAAUCAAAAGGGUCUCCAUUAUCAUCUCUGGUGCUUAGUUUUGGAGGAAAUCCUCUGCACUGCAAUUGUGAAUUAGUGUGGCUGAGACGCCUCACCAGAGAAGAUGAUCUAGAAACAUGUGCCUCACCACCUGAGCUGAUGGGCAAAUACUUCUGGACCAUUAAAGAGGAGGAGUUUGUCUGUGAACCGCCAAUGAUAACCCACCGGACACCAAAACUGGUGGUCAUGGAAGGUCAAAGCGUCUCUUUGAAAUGUAAAGCCGUCGGUGACCCGGAUCCCUAUGUUCGGUGGAUCUCGCCCGAAGGGAAGCUGGUCUCCAAUACGUCUAGGACAAUUUCCUAUGAGAAUGGGACACUGGAUGUUUUAUCUACUUCCCUAACAGAAAAAGGCACAUUUACCUGCAUAGCAUCCAAUGCUGCUGGGGAGUCCACAGCUCCUGUUGAACUGGUUGUUAAUCCUUAUCCUAAUCUUGCUAACAGCACCAACUGUGACAAAGACGCUGAGCCGGGGCCUUCAGACAUUCUUAUAUCAGCCAAGUCAAGUUUCCCCAAUGAAACUAAAGCUCAGCAAGAGAAGGUUGUGGUUGCUGAGCUGACCUCAUCCUCUGCUCUCAUACAGUGGCCUUCCCAGCAUCACAUCCCUGGAAUAAAAAUGUACCAGAUUCAGUAUAACAGCUCUUCUGAUGACAUACUAGUUUACAGGAUGAUACCAGCUGCUAGUAAAUCUUUUUUCUUGACUGAUCUGGUGGCGGGACGCGAGUACGAUCUCUGCAUCCUGGCUGUCUACGACGACGGGUUGACAUCUCUGACCGCGACCAGGGCGAUCGGCUGCGUGCAGUUCACCACGCACGAAGAAUACAAGCAGUGCCGCUCUCUUCACGCGCAAUUUCUCGGAGGAACUAUGAUCAUCAUUAUCGGUGGGAUCAUCGUGGCUUCGGUUCUCGUUUUCAUCUUCAUCCUUCUCAUGAAGUACAAAGUCUACAACAACCACCACAAAAAUAAAAAUACUAAAGUCAGUAACGUCUGCUCUCAAACCAAUGGUAGCCAGAGCGGGUCAAUGGCGCACUCGACUUCCAAACUGACGGAGGGCCGGGAAAGUUUGCAUCAGGAGUGCUCAGGAACGUCCAGCAAAGGCAAAACUGUUGUCGACUUUGAUUGCGAAAGAGUGACUCUCACUGACACAACCUUUUUAACAACUGAUGCAGUAUCCUAAUAGCAAUGUGACAAGAGCACACACACACCAAGGUGGUAUCGCUUGAAACAUUUUAAUGCGAGUGGUUGUAUUUUAAGCUUCACUACUAUUGUCUAUUUUUAAGAUCAGAUGGUUUAAAAAAAAACUAUUUUUUUAAUCUGUAAAACAGUUCCUGCAUUCUUAACUAUUUUUGUUUCAAUAUAUUAAAUAUAAAG